Aspergillus clavatus NRRL 1 is the source of this 504-nucleotide messenger RNA. Its product is annotated as endosulfine family protein. Gene Ontology annotation, cellular component: cytoplasm. The record is from RefSeq and is a predicted model, not a curated record. NCBI's taxonomy places the organism in Eukaryota, Fungi, Ascomycota, Eurotiomycetes, Eurotiales, Aspergillaceae. The transcript has 3 exons. Gene Ontology annotation, molecular function: protein phosphatase inhibitor activity. The coding region runs from base 1 to 504 and encodes 167 amino acids.
AUGAAUCCUCAUCAACAAAACAAGGUCGAUAUCAGCUCCUUGAGUCCUGACGAGCAGCGCCUCCUUCGCCUCUAUGGCAAGAUGCCAACCAAGAAAGACCUGCUGCAGAACAAGCUCAAGGAACGCAAAUAUUUUGAUUCGGGAGAUUACGCAUUGAGCAAAGCUGGUAAAGCUUCAGAUGUCGGUGUCACCAACAUUGGAUCCCAACACCCUGUUCCUGAGAACAUUCCUCACCUGACAGCCACUUCUCCUGGCGCCCACAAUCCCUCGGUUACCAGCAGUGGUAGCAGCAUCAGCUCCCAAGGUCAACAGGUCCCGGGCAGCAUCAGCGGUCAUCCCGGUUCCAUCGGCUUUCAAAGUCGAAGCCCCGCCAAGGAAGGAAGCUAUCUCCAACGUGAAGCCAGUGCGGAUGAUUCAGAGAACACCACCACUGCAACCCAGGAUCGGAAUGAACCCAGCGUGAGCCCUCCUCCUGCCCGGGACGGUGUGCCUAUCCGGCGAUAG